This is a messenger RNA of Ailuropoda melanoleuca (giant panda), 2568 nucleotides long. RefSeq lists its product as uncharacterized. NCBI's taxonomy places the organism in Eukaryota, Metazoa, Chordata, Mammalia, Carnivora, Ursidae. The record is from RefSeq and is a predicted model, not a curated record.
GCCUUGCUUCCACUGCCUCCUCUCACGGCACAGAGAUGCGGGCGGUGGGUGGGAAAAAUGGAAGACGCUACUCUCAGCGAACCGCCGCCGCCGCUUCCGAGGCCCCACCAAAAUGGCCGCCGCCGUCUCGGCCGCCACCACCACCACCAGCACCACCACCAGCUCACUAUCGCUACCGCCGGCGCGGCCCGUUCUCUCGCGAGAGAGUAACUGGAGGUUGGGGGAACGGGGAGGCUCGCGUGAAGCGUAGGGCGCUGCCUGAAGCGCAAAGCAGGCUGGGUGAUGUAGUCCCUUUGGAGACUCCGCGCUUGCCCCGCGGCAGAGCGUCUUUAUCCUCCACCAGAGCAAGUGUCAGUGGAGCUGCAUUGCGGCUGCCAAUUCAGACCAGUCCUCCGUUUUUUAAUAGAUCACCCAGAGAGCUGAAGCAAUUUGUCAGGUACUUUCAGCAAGUUAGCAGUAGAGCCUGGGCCUCUGGAUUCCCCACAGCAGUCUGCUUACAUAGCUGCUUCGUUUUACACAAGGGUGUGAUUCCCGAUAGCUCCCAAGCACCUAUGCCAUUUGUUGGCCAACUUUCUAGGGUAAGAACUCCUCUGAGAUGCCCUCACCCCAGAAUAGAAUAAUAACAGUUACCUUCUACUGAGACCACUUUGUGCACUAAUUCUUUUAAUCCCGACAAGCUUCGUUUUACAAAUGAAUUGAAGCUCAUAGAUUAACCAGUGACAGAGCCCAAAGCCUGGAUUCAUAGCCAAACAGUCUAAAUCACAAGGAUACACACACAAAAUUUACCAAGUAAAGCCCACCCUGGGAGCCAGGUUAGGAAGCCCCGAUAAAGUUCUCAUUCAGCUCCUCUUCAUCCACUCAGUUUAGUUCUUACCUAUUUUACUCAGAGGGUGCAUCCUUCUCUCAGUAUCACUGAUUUGAAGAUCUGUUUUUCUUAGAGCAAAGAUCAGAGAUUGAAAACUCAAAACGUGUUCCCGUGAAUCUAACAUAACGUAUGUUAAUUAUACUUCAAUAAGAAAAUAAAUGUAAAAAAAGAAAAAAACUCGAAUACCUAAAAGAGCCAGGAAGGUAAUAUAAGUAAAGUGAAGAGGGUCAGGUGAGGAAUGUGAGGGACUGGAGACAAUAUGCUCUGUCCCGCAAGAACAGCCACUGUUCAAACCACUCUUCCAGUGGUCACCCUGCAGGCCAAAAUACAUCUAAGGGUCAAAUUCAGCCACAGGUUCCCCGUUUGCUACCUCUGGCUUAUGCUGGAGCCUCAAGUCAUAUGGAAGCACCCAGGACAGAUUGUUUGAAAAUGUGGAUGAACGCCCAUCCAUUUAGGCCCAGUUCAGCCUUUUUUUUUCCCCCCAUACCAAGGUUACAUAUUUCUGAGACCCUAUCAUAGAACCAUACUGAGCUCCCAAGAGAUCUCACAUCUCUUGUCCUUCCCAUAAACCUUUUCAUGCUUUUUCAGUUAUUCUUCCUUCAAAAUAAAGCUCGAGGGUGACAACCCCCAGGUGAUCUCAUUUGACCACACGUAGGCUGGUUUUCAUACUAUUGGCUCCAAUAGCCCCCUGGGUUUCAGAAAGCACUGAUUGCAUCAUAUCUGGAUUCAUGGUCUGUCCACCCCACCCCAAAAAGUAUUAUUAACCCCUUGAGGAUAGGAACAUGGUUUAUACAUGAAAAUCCACUAAGCCAGUCUCAGAUUAUUCAGGAGAUUUAUUAGUGUGAACUGCUUGUGUUAUAAUACUUGGUUAAAAACAAAAAUAACUGGUAUUGGAUUCUUGAGAGCUCAAACUGAAAAUAAACCCCAAAUCUCUCUUCUACUUCCAUGACUAUCGCCGUUGAGCCAGCCACCAUCAUCUCUUGUUUGGAUUGCCCCUGACUGGGUUUCCCACAUCCAUUCCUGUUUCCCUUUACUCCAUUCUCCACAUAGCAACUGGAGUGACCUUUACAUAGAAAUCAGAUCAUGUUGCUCUCACACUUACGACCCCCAAAUGGCAUCUUAAUUCAUUUAAAUGAAACCCCAUUGUGUAUCGUGACUUAAAGUCUCCACAGGGCAGACAUGUUGAGCUGAAGAAGCCAGACACAAGAGAACAUAUGAUCCCAUUUACAUAAAGUUCAAGAGCAGGUAGAACUAAUUGAUGGCGUUAAAAAUAAAAAUAAUAACCUUUGAGAGAGAAGGAUUUUACCUGGGAAGAGCCACAAGGGGGAUACUAGAAAUGUGUAUCAGGAGUCGGUAAACUAUGGCUUAGAGGACAAGUCUUGUACAGCACCCGUUUUAGUACAGUCUGCAAGCUAAGAAUGCUAACAAGUCUAAGAAUGGUUUUUACACUUACAAAUGGUUGAGUAAAAACCAAAAGAAGAAAGAAAACUCUUGUGACACAUGAAAAGUAAAUGUAAAUCAAAUUUCAGCAUUUGUAACUAAAGAUUUAUUGAAAUUCCACCAUACCUGUUGAUUAACAUGGCGCCUAUGGCUGCUUUCCUAUGGUACUACAUACAAUACUAGAGCCGAGUAGUUGCAACAAAGGCCCAGGUCCACAAAGCCUAAACUAUUUUCUGUCUGGUGCUUCACCAAAAAUGUCUGCU